AAGAAGUGGAAGCAAAGGGGAACCUGUUCACAUUCACUAUGGCCAGGCAGAAUCUUGUGGUGGAAUUUCUUCUAAUCACAACCAGUGCCAAUUUAAUCUGCAGUGUGGAAAUCCCGGGUAACGGAUGGCAAAGUACAGCCACCCAGCAAUUCUCUCCUUUCCCCCCUUCUUCCCACCUCGUCCUUGCCACUCUUCCACACAGUCACGCCAAAGAUUCAAUCAUGCCAUUAGGUGAGGGAACUGAACAAACAGGAAGCCAAAUAACUCCUUCCGUUCCAGAAGCUGAAAUGAUAACAGCCGAAUCAGUACCAUCAACCAAAGAAACUGCAGGCCACACUCAGGAGAAAACUACAGUUGCUUCUGAGGUGAUCAUUAAAAAUCCCAUGUAUGAAACUGGUGAAGCACCAGCAGAUACAGCAAUUAAAGCUGCAGCGGCUGCCAAAACAGUCAGGGGAAUUGAACCAUUGGGCGAGAUUCACAGAGAAAUGAAAACAGUAUUAGUUACUGGGAAGACAACUUCAAAGGCUGAAUCCUCGGACAGGCAGAAAACUACAGCACUUACCCCUGCAGAUGCUACAGGAAAUGCGAAGAACAUCCUGUCCAGACCUACCAGUAACCACACCACAACAGCGAGCAAAGGAACAAGCAUUACAGCUCACAAAAACAGAACCUCCAUCCUCAUGAGCACUAGUCCCCCGCCUACUGCUCCUGUUGGUCCAACCCUUGGACCUAAACCAUCACCAGCGGCGCUUGGGACAUACAGUGUUUCCAAUGGAACAGCAGAUUGUGUUAAAGCAGUCAUGGGCUUGACAAUGAUUGUUAAAAACAAAAGAAGGAACUUAGAAUAUUAUAAUAUUGAUCCAAACUCUACACAUACAGUAGGAAUCUGUGGACCUUGGCUUUCAACUCUGAAAAUCUCAUUUGAAGGAGGCUUCAUACGCUUUUCUUUUACCAAGGAUGGAGAAGUAUAUUAUGUCAGUGUGAUUGAAGCCACUUUGGAAGUCCCAUCUGAGGGUUCACUGUACAGUGGAUUGAAAAGUGACCAGCUCUUUUCCACUCCAGUGGGGAAUUCCUUUAAAUGCUCCAGCAAGCAAACCAUGGACAUGUCGGACAAUUUGCAGCUCUUGGUUGCCAAUUCCCAACUUCAAGCCUUUGAUAUAGCUGGCAAUCAAUUUGGGAAAGAGGAAGUGUGCACUCUUGACAAAAUCAAGAAACUAAUUCCAGCUGUUGUCAGCUUCAGUCUUGCAGGAUUAGUUGUCAUCCUGAUUGUCACCUGCACAAUUUACAGAAGAAAACCAAACAGGGGAUACGAUCGCAUCUGAAUUUCUGGACUACUUUUGUUUUACAAUGUGCACAGCAGAAAAUCAAAGCUUGAAAUAGAUAGCAAUUCAUAUUGUUUCCUCUUGUUCUGCCAUAGCUGCUACAGCUCCAAGAAAGUUGUACUAUCCUUCUGAAGGUGCUUCCAGUUGAACUAUCUAGUUGUACUAUCUUUCUGAAGGUGCUUUUAUGCACACUUGAAAACGGACACUCUUUAGGUGUUAUGAUUUGAGCAAUCACAUGCUGCUGUCUCUUUAGACAAGAGCAAGAAUACAAGAUCUACAGUAGUGCUGUUACAACCUUCUCUCAAGGCUUGCUUUUAGUUAAUUACGUUAGAUUGCUAAAACUCCUAUUUUGACUACAUAUACACACAAAAACUGUGAAGGGCACCCUAUCAAAAGAGAUAUUUUCCUUAUUUCUCUCACGCAAGACAGGAUACCUCAAAUCACAAAGACUUUUUAAAAAAAUUAACAGCAAAUAUUAUGAUGUAGUUAACUUUUCAAUUCAUAAUAUGUCCUUUCCCAAAUUACAAUUUCUCCAUCUCUUAACAUGCACAUGCAUGUGCCCCUAUAUCCUGCUUUUGUGUCAUAUUAAAAUCACCAAAGAAGAAACCCCACAAGGAAAGCAUCUGUUGGACUGCACCUGUUUACUCCAACUUUAUGCCUCCAGAUGUUUUGAACUGCAGCUCCCAUCAGUCGCAGAUAACAUGUCCAGUCAUGAGAACUCAUGGGAAUUUCUUCAACACAUCUGGAGGACAGCAGGCUGGGGAUGUCUUUACUAUACCUACUUCUUUUUUAACAUUACAGUGAUUCAGCUCCUGGUAUAUGUAUUAGAGCACUGUUAACAGUUUAUGUGCUUCUGUAGACACACACGUACUGUAUUUCAUUUCUGAGAUUCUAUAAAAUGCAAUUGAUGAAGACAACAUGAUGGAAAGAAUAUGUUUUGUUAAAACAACCUGGUUGAUCAACUGAAUCAAAUAAACAAAUGAAUGUAAAAGGUCA
Pogona vitticeps (central bearded dragon) is the source of this 2318-nucleotide messenger RNA. Lineage: Eukaryota; Metazoa; Chordata; Lepidosauria; Squamata; Agamidae. The record is from RefSeq and is a predicted model, not a curated record.